GUUAUAUUCUCUUCGUCCAAAAAUUGUGGGGCAAUUCUAUUUCCUACUUUCAGUUUCCGUCGACACCCUGCCCACGGCCCCACACACGCUUUAUUUCCCAUUGUCCGAAAAUAUUCUAUGCUCGAUGAGCCAAUAAUAGCACCCUCGAGUGUGUGUGUGUGUUCUUGAGUUUUCUUAGGUGGUUUCGAGUGACAAAGGUGUAAACUUGUUGAGGCUUUUUAGUUGGAGGAUAUGGAGGCUAUCAAGAAGCAAGCAAGUAAAUUAAGAGAACAAGUGGCCAGGCAACAACAGGCAAUUCUUAGGCAACUGGGGCAAUUAGGUCAUGGAGGGGUUAUGAUCGACGAAGGCGACUUAGAACUUCAUGAGCAACUACAGUGUUUGUACAAAUCGACAAGGGCAGCCAAGCAUUUCCAGAGGGAUAUUGUUCGUGGGUUAGAAGGAUUCAUAUCGACAGGCAAAAAACAAAUGGAGAUAGCUAGGAAGUUGGCUGAAGAUUGUUGCAAGUAUGGUAUCGAAAAUCAAGAUUCUGAUUCUUCACUUGCAAGGGUCGCUUCAGGCUUUGGUACAUCUCAUGCCGCCAUUGAAGACCACAAUGAAAAAAUGCUUGGAGUUCUUGGUUACCAGUCGAAGUCCAGAGACACUUCUGCUGAGAGUGCUUUGAAGCUCAAAAGUGCCGAGAAAAAGUUGACAGAGCUCAAGUCUUCAAUGCUGACGCUUGGAAGAGAAGCUAUUGAUGCUAUGUUGUCUGUGGAGGGUCAGCAACAGGAAAUAACUUUCCAGAAGAUUUUUACCAUGGUUGAUGCUGAGAGAUCUUAUCAUCAAAAUGUUAUUGCUAUUCUGGAGAAGCUGCAUUCAGAGAUGAUUCUUGAGGAGCAAAUGGAAGACCCUAUCUUGCAACCCGAAACUCCCCACAGAGGUGAAAGUAUUCCAUCUUCUUCUCAUGAGUCAGUUUCCAAUAGAUCUAAUGUUGAGGAUGGUGAAAAUAAAAGCGACAGCUACUUUAUUGCCAAGGCAAUACAUCCAUUUGAUGCUCAAGCAGAUGGUGAGCUGAGUCUUGAAGUGUCUACAAAUGGGUGGUCUGAAGGAGAAUGCAAAGGCAAAGCCGGUUGGUUUCCCUCGGCCUAUAUAGAAAGGACAGUUAAAGUCCCAACAAGCAAAUUACCCAGACACAAUUCUUCACCAUAACUAAAGAUGGCAUCCUUGUUUUGGUGAGUUGUGUUGUACAUUAACAUGUAAAGCACAUGCUUUGUAUUUAUUGGGGGCGUGUUUGUGUUGUAUGGCAAUGUCCAAAAGCAAGUUUUUCAUACUGAAUAUAGAAUUUAUUCGGUUUGUCAAUAUUAUUGUACAUUAUCUCAGUAAAUGAUUAAUUGAUGAGGGCACAUGUUAUUUUGAUUUUUGAGGAUUGAUUUGCAUAGAUAAAAU
Messenger RNA from Striga asiatica, 1422 nucleotides. Lineage: Eukaryota; Viridiplantae; Streptophyta; Magnoliopsida; Lamiales; Orobanchaceae. The record is from the annotation of a GenBank genome assembly.